UGUCUUUGUUCCUCCACUCAGAAUCUCUCCCCCUCUCACUUUCUACUCCGCAGUGUCUCUCUCCCCCACUCUCUCUAUACUCUCCUUUACUUCCAUUACAGUAUUACACCGGUCUGGAUGAUUGCAGAGACAGCAACAUGGCUGUGAAUCUCRGCAAGAACAGACUGGCCCUUCUAACAGCCUACCAGGAUGUUAUCAACGAGACCUCGUCCACUGACUGGGCCUUGUUCUCAUAUGAGGGCAACAGCAAUGAUUUGACCCUGGCAUCAUCAGGAGCUGGAGGUCUACCAGAGAUCACAGUGACCUUCGAUAAUGGCCGGGUCAUGUACGGCUUCUGCAGCCUGAAGGAGCCCACGGCCGCACUGCCGCGCUACGUCCUCAUCAACUGCUGUUUCCUUGUACCCAUCUCUCUCUCUCUCUCUCUGCAGACAGCAGAACCUAGCUAUGAGGACCUGGAGAAGGAGAAGGAGUCUGAAGUGGAGGAGGCGAAAGCCCUCAUUGCCCAGCGGGCAGACAACCCCAGGGAGUUCUUUAAGCAGAAGGAGAAGGCUGUAGCUACUGGUUUGGACAUCUCCCCUGUCUCUAGCCACAGGACCGGCCGUUUGGACAGCCCGUUACCAGGCCGUUUGGACAGCCCGUUUUUGAAGCAGCAGCACAGUCCCAGCGAGCCCAGUCCGCCCCCCCUCAGCACCCCACCUCACGCGAGGCUGCAGCCCACUGCACCCGAUGGCGAUGAUGAAGGGAGCUUAGAUCACAGUAUGGGAACGUCCUCAACGCCAAUCCCCAAAAUAGUCACCACACCCAUCCAGGAGGCGGAGGAUGACAGCCGGAACGAGUGGGGUGAGCCCAAGCAACAGCCAGGCCCAGUCCAGGACUCCACCCCCACCAAGCCCAUUCAGAGCGUGGCACCCCAGACCCGCACAGACUCCAAACCCCCAUCUUCUACCCCGGACGACUAUGACCCUUUCUCAGGCUUCAGGCCCCUGCCUGCCCCCACCGCCGCAGACCCCCUGGUGGAGAUAUGGGACAGCAGCCCUGCAACCGGCAUCGCCCCCUCUCAGGCCCCACACCCUGGAGGGCAACCCCAGCCCCUGCUGAGCUUUGACGAGAUGGGGGAUGUACCAUUCUGCCCGGGGGGUCCUGAGGGGGUCGAGGAAGAGCCCUCCAGCCUAGUGGAUGUGGCCGGGACCCACGAUAUGACCCUGAGCUACCAGCAAGCACUGCAGCACGCUUCAGAUGAUACUCAGCUGAUGACCAACGGGGAGACCCUGCUCAAAGAAGGGACUCAGGCGAACGAGGGUUACUUCAGCCAAUCGCAGGAGGAGGAGAAAUGCUCUGCUAAAAUGACCCCAACAUCAGUGUUUUAUAACAAGCCACCAGAGAUUGACAUCACAUGCUGGGACACAGACCCUGUAAUGGAAGACAGCGACUAGACCAUGGCGAAGUAGUCCGGUCCGGCGGUGGAAAGCAGAAACAACGCAUCAUCAACAACGAAACAGACUUUUUUUUAAAGUAAUAAUAACAACAAGUCUUGCAUAAAAAAAAUCGGUAUAAUGUUCUAGAAGGGGAAAAAACUGAUGUUAGCCACAGAAAAGGUUUUUGAGUUAUUGUUAAAGAUGCUAAUGCGUUAAUAAUGAGCUCUUGGUUUUGUGUUUUUUUCUUUUUCUUUGAUUUCUCCUUUUUUUGCUAUGCAGAGUAAAUAGUGGGGGGUGGGGAAUACUUUCUUGAGAAUGUAUGUGUCUUCUACAGCAGACUAAACACCCUGUACCAGACAGGUAGCCUAUUAGAAUGUAUAGCAACCCUCCCCCUCCGUUCUCCCUCGUUCUGGGUAGCUACAGUAGUUGGGGAUCAGAGAGGAGUGGUGCCUAGUGUAAUCCUGUAGUCUUUGAUGUUUCAGUUUGGCCAUGGGGCAAUGGGAGGGUGGGGGCAGAUGAAGGCGUGGCGAACAUCAGACUACAGGCUGGGAUAGCAGUACCAUUGUACUACCCCAUAGUAAAACCCUGAUACAUACAAGGGAGGUAUAACGAAAUACUUGUUUUGUGCUGUACCAAGUCACUUUGAAAAGGAAUAUCUAUUGUAGUUUGUUAUCGUUGUGUUGGUUGGCAUCUCUCUCAGCAGAAAAUCUGACAUGGGGAAAAUAAGUAUGAUUUUUCUACCUAUUAGAAGUGUUCUAUAAAUUGACAUUCAGGAUCUUUGAAUCAUGGCAAUAGCGGUAGUCUCUUGUUUUGUCUAGGCAAUGACUGUAUCUAGAGCACUCAGAUGGGAAUGAGGACGUUCAUCACACAUUGUGGCACUAUGAACGGAACAGUGUGUCUUGUGCUAAGGUGGUUCUAGAGCUGCUGCAGUAGUCUCUGCUUUGUAACACUACACCUUCUUUGCAGUAGAUGACACAAAUGCACCCUUUUGCUUUCCAUGUGUAUUUAUUUCCCUUGUCCUUCUUUUAAAAUGAUGUAGUUCACAUGUACGUCCCUAGAUGGCCUCAGCACCGUUUUGUAUACUAUUGUAAUUCUAUUGUUGGACUACCUCUGUGUUGUUUUUGCACAGAUAUCAUUCUCUCACCCAGUUAUCUCGGUUCUGAUUUCACUGUUAACAGUCUAAAUGAGAACCAUUCCGGUGGAUUAGUUUUGCCAGGUGCUUUUCUAAAUGCUUUUGAUCAUCAAGCCUGAUUUUAAACGGUAUUAUUGCUCUAAUGUUUAGAAACAGGUUCUAGCUUCUUGAUGCAUCCCUCUGCACAUGGCUUAUAGACCAGUCUUCCAUUAUUUCAUCUACAGGAGGUUUCUUAUCAUUACUCUUCAAGGUUAUAGUUUCAUUCCUGAGAUGCCACUCCUUAGAUCUGAUUCUAUAUCAAUCCAGGCAUUCUUACCCAUAGAUAUAGAACACUUCUAUAGCAGCUAUAUGUUGUUAUAGCUAUGUGCUCUUACCACAGAAUUCUGAGUGGGAACCAACAAGCAAUAAGAAAAUUAACCAAUCUAGUAUUUUGUCCUGUAAAUAGCGUUUGUUUUUUAGAAAUACACAACUACAACUAAUGAACGUCUAACACUUUGUCAUUGUGGCCCUCAUGAUUAUGACACUUUGAAUUUAGGCUUGUUGUGGGAUUGAAUGAGAUGUUUAAAUAAAGUUUCUUUGAAGCGAAAUAUGAAAUGUGAUUCCAUAUCCCUACCAGCCUUUUUCUGUAUAUGAGAAUGAAAGAAUGCUUAGUAAGAGCCGACCAACCUGCAUCUUUAGCAAUAACUGACACCCUUUCUACAUGAUUUCAAUGUAUACUUCUUCACCCUGAUAACCUCCUGGGUAGGAAUUAUUAUUCUCUCCCGAUCACACUACUAGGAGACUACUACUACUACUCUACUACUACUACUACCCCUCUUUGCCCCAAAGCAAGGCUUAGCUGUUCCUUGUCUUAUCUCUCUUUUCAUUUAAAAUAUAUUUUAUUUAUCUUCCCUCUUUUCCAUCCGCUUCUCACACGCUCUGUUUUUUAAAUAAGCACAAGAUCUUUUGUGACAUGCUAAGUGCUGAUGUAUGUUAAUAAAAUACUU
Messenger RNA from Salvelinus sp. IW2-2015, 3533 nucleotides. Lineage: Eukaryota; Metazoa; Chordata; Actinopteri; Salmoniformes; Salmonidae. The record is from RefSeq and is a predicted model, not a curated record.